AUGGAUUCAAAUAGUAACAAGAGUACCAAAUCCAUAAAGAAAAAAGUUGUCGACCAACUCGUCGAAGGCUACGAGUUCGCUACUCAGCUUCAGCUUCUCCUCUCUCAUCACCACUCUAACAACAACAUCGAUCAGACCCGGUCGGGUUCAGUUUCCGGCGGUCCGGAUCCCGCUGAUGAGCUCAUCGCUAAGAUCUUGGGAUCUUUUCACAAAACCAUAUCGGUUCUUGAUACUUUUGACCCCGUCGCCGACGUCUCAGUCCCUAUCGCCGUCGAGGGCUCACGGAAUGCUUCAUGCGGCGAUGAUUCGACAGCUCCGGCGAGUUGCAACGGUGGAGAUUCCGGCGAUAGUAAAAAAAGACUAGGAGUUGGUAAGGGUAAAAGAGGAUGCUACACUAGAAAGAAGAGAUCGCAUACUUGGACAGUAAAAGCUAGAAGAAUUGAAGACAGAUAUGCUUGGAGGAAAUAUGGACAAAAAGAGAUUCUUAAUACUACAUUCCCAAGAAGUUACUUUAGAUGCACACACAAGCCAACGCAAGGAUGCAAAGCAACGAAGCAAGUUCAGAAACAGGAGCAAGACCCUGAGAUGUUCCAAAUCACAUACAUUGGAUACCACACAUGUACUGCCACGGACCAAGCACACACGAAGACCGAGCCUUUUGAUGACGAAAUCAUCAUGGAUUCGGACAGCACAAUGGCUGCAACCAUGGCUCAUGCCAAUGAUAAAGUGCAAGAACAGGAGAACAACAUUAGUGGUGUGACGGUGGUAGGUGCAGGCAAUGUGAAGGAGGAAGAGAAUAACAAUGGUGAGAAUAAGGAGUAUUGUGAGGCUUCUUCGACAGGUGAAGACUUGUCAUUGGUUUGGCAAGACUGCCAAGACCUAAUGAUGUUUGAUGAUCAUCAUCAACAUCACCAAAACCACUAUUAUCGUGGUGAUACUAGUACUACUUCUCAUCAUUUGGCUUUCGACAACGAUCAUUUCUCCUCCUUAUUUGAUUCAUAUUGCGCAUAUGAAGGAACAAGUGCUAUAUGA
Microthlaspi erraticum is the source of this 1032-nucleotide messenger RNA. NCBI's taxonomy places the organism in Eukaryota, Viridiplantae, Streptophyta, Magnoliopsida, Brassicales, Brassicaceae. The record is from the annotation of a GenBank genome assembly.